AUGUCUGCUGAGGCCGACAGAGACGUCAUCUACAACCCGGGCACCAAGUCCUCGCUCCCCACGAGCAGCGAUGACGAGCCACAUGCCAUGUCCAGGGACGAACGCCAGGUAGCCGAAGCAGCCGCUCGCUACGGCUACGGCCCAUUUGCAGGCAGAAGACAGCAGCUUAAAUCCUUCGCCAAUUCGUUUCAGCCCAGCGUAGCCCAGGCCGCAGCUCCGCGCCAAUUCGCCAAUCCUGCUCCCCUCGGUCUGUCCGCUUUUGCUCUCACAACCUUUGUGCUUAGCCUUAUCAACAUGCAAGCUCGCGGUACAACUGCCCCAAAUAUUGUUGUCGCAUCUGCAUUUGGAUAUGGUGGGCUUGUUCAAUUGUUGGCGGGCAUGUGGGAAAUGGCUGUUGGUAACACAUUUGGUGCCACCGCUUUAUCGUCAUACGGAGGCUUCUGGAUUUCCUAUGCGAUCAUCUUUACCCCAGGCGGUUUCGAGAUCAUGUCGAGCGUCACAGAAGUGGACGGCGCGUCUGGGCUGAACAGUACGGUUGGUUUCUGGCUUGCGGGGUGGUUUAUCUUCACCACAAUCAUGCUUAUUUUUACGUUCAAAACCAACUGGGCGUUCAUCUUGCUCUUCUUAACGCUGGACCUCGCUUUCCUCAUGCUCGCAGUGGCUCACUUUCAAGAGACCUCCCCAGGAAAGGUUAACACGCCACUGACUAAGGCUGGAGGCUUUUUUGGGCUUCUUGCAGCUUUUCUAGCGUGGUAUAAUGCCGUUGCGGGAAUUGCGACAGAGGAAAACAGCUUCGUUAGAUAUCCCGUCGGACCCUUGCCGUGGGCCAAUUCCAGGCGCCCGAAAGCCGACCCUGAGAUGGUUUAAGGAUAUGUACCCUGCAUCGAUCUUCCUGCCUUGCAAGGACCCAACCGUUCCUCCUUUAUUCCACGACCUAUCUGAGGGAUCUAUUAGGUAUUUAACAUUCUUUUUGAAUUUGUGGAUUGGAGUUUUCGGCUUCCAAAGGAUACUUUGAGUACCUAAAUUUAGACGGUACUUUGAUCAGCGAGUGAUCACUUCUGAAUGCAGUGAGUGUGAAGGAAGAAAAGGCCAAACUUCCCCCAGCAAAGCCUCUUUGUGCUGUAAUUCUCGUGUACAUCUCGAUGGACAACUCAUGCUUGAGAGA
This is a messenger RNA of Coccidioides immitis RS, 1165 nucleotides long. RefSeq names its product GPR/FUN34 family protein. The transcript has 3 exons. Gene Ontology annotation, cellular component: plasma membrane. Bases 1 to 867 code for a protein of 288 amino acids. Gene Ontology annotation, molecular function: acetate transmembrane transporter activity. The record is from RefSeq and is a predicted model, not a curated record. NCBI's taxonomy places the organism in Eukaryota, Fungi, Ascomycota, Eurotiomycetes, Onygenales, Onygenaceae.